Canariomyces notabilis is the source of this 862-nucleotide messenger RNA. RefSeq names its product Cupredoxin. The coding region runs from base 34 to 645 and encodes 203 amino acids. The transcript has 3 exons. The record is from RefSeq and is a predicted model, not a curated record. NCBI's taxonomy places the organism in Eukaryota, Fungi, Ascomycota, Sordariomycetes, Sordariales, Chaetomiaceae.
UUUUUUCGCCUCUAAAUCACAUCACUCGCCAAGAUGCAGCUCUCAACACUCGUUCUUGCUGCUCUGUCGAGCUUGGCCUCUGCACAAAGGACAUGGGUCGUCUCGGUGGCACAGAACGCCAGCCUGACGUUCUCUCCUGACCGGCUCACUGUGCAACCAGGCGAGAUGGUGCAGUUCCAGUUUCUCGCAGGCAACCACACAGUCACCCAGUCGACAUUUGACAAGCCUUGCCAGCCCAUUGCCAUGAACAGCAAUGUGACGGGCUUCCACUCGGGCUUCCUGCCCGUCGCCGCGAGCGCUGCCAUGGGCAUGGUCCCGACCUACACAAUCCAGAUCAACAACACCAACCCUCUGUGGCUGUACUGCGCCCAGGGCCGUCACUGCGAGCAGGGCAUGGUGAUGGUUAUCAACGAGCCGGCCAACAACCCCAACCGCACCCUCGAGAAUUACAGGUCCCUGGCUGCCCAGGCCCAAACUGUCCUUCCCGGCGGCACCCCCGGCUCCGGUGGCACCACUGGCACCACCAACUCCCCGACCCAGAGUGGCGAUGCCGCAACCCCUUCCCAGACGGCCGCAGCUGGUAUGCUUACUGCUCCCGCCACGCUCGUGGUUCUGGCUGCCGCUGGUUUUGCCAUGCUGCUCUAGGUGGACCGGUGGUUGGUUUUGGUUCAUUUGUACAUUCUGGGAUUUUAAUGUUGAAGACGGGCGAUUCGCCUCUGGAUGGCGGUGGGCUCAAAGAUACCUUUUUGCAGGGGGCGUUUUUCUCUUCUACCACGGCAUUGUAGAUGUAAUGCGUGGGCGGCGUGUGUUGCAUAGGACUGCAUUCAAAAUAUAAAGCACAUGUGUUUCUUGGCGAAGCCUG